Xyrauchen texanus (razorback sucker) is the source of this 3134-nucleotide messenger RNA. RefSeq names its product cholinergic receptor, nicotinic, alpha 2a (neuronal) (gene chrna2a). Gene Ontology annotation, cellular component: postsynaptic membrane; neuron projection; synapse. Gene Ontology annotation, molecular function: transmembrane signaling receptor activity; acetylcholine-gated monoatomic cation-selective channel activity. The transcript is spliced from 6 exons. NCBI's taxonomy places the organism in Eukaryota, Metazoa, Chordata, Actinopteri, Cypriniformes, Catostomidae. The record is from RefSeq and is a predicted model, not a curated record. Gene Ontology annotation, biological process: monoatomic ion transmembrane transport; nervous system process; signal transduction. The coding region runs from base 81 to 1670 and encodes 529 amino acids.
ACAGCAUGACCAUAGCAUGACAACAACCAUGACUAAAUAUCAUACACAUUUCUAGCGCAAUUGGACCUCUGCAUAUCGAUAUGGGGCAAAAUCAUCCAUUACUAUUGUUUUUGAAGACUCUAUUAGCGUUCUUUCUUAUUGUGGGAAACGUUAAACCUGUACUAUCAGAUGGUUGGAUCCAUGCGCAUGCAGAGGACAAACUCUUUAAAAAACUCUUCAUUGGUUAUAAUAAGUGGUCGAGACCCGUGCAAAACAUCAGUGAUGUUGUUAUAGUCAAGUUUGGCCUCUCCAUCGCCCAGCUUAUUGAUGUGGAUGAGAAGAAUCAAAUGAUGACAACAAACGUUUGGCUGAAACAGGAAUGGAACGAUUAUAAACUGCGCUGGAACCCCUCUGAUUAUGAUAAUGUAACGUCCAUUAGAGUCCCAUCAGAGAUGAUAUGGGUACCUGAUAUUGUCCUGUACAAUAAUGCCGAUGGCGAGUUUGCUGUGACUCACAUGACCAAAGCCCACCUCUUCUAUACGGGCAAGGUAAGCUGGGUUCCACCUGCCAUCUACAAGAGCUCCUGCAGUAUUGACGUUACCUUCUUCCCGUUUGACCAACAAAACUGCAAGAUGAAGUUUGGUUCCUGGACCUACGACAAGGCCAAGAUUGACCUCGAGCAAAUCGAGAACACCGUAGACUUGAAGGACUACUGGGAGAGCGGAGAAUGGGCCAUCAUCAAUGCCGUGGGAACCUAUAACACCAAAAAAUAUGACUGUUGCCAUGAGAUCUACCCAGACAUCACCUUCUUCUUCAUCAUACGUCGUUUGCCUCUGUUCUACACCAUUAACCUCAUCAUUCCAUGCCUGCUCAUCUCCUGCUUGACAGUGCUGGUAUUCUACCUGCCUUCAGACUGUGGAGAGAAGAUCACGUUGUGUAUUUCCGUCCUCCUUUCCCUCACCGUCUUCCUUCUCCUCAUCACAGAGAUCAUUCCUUCAACGUCUUUGGUCAUUCCGUUGAUUGGCGAGUACCUUCUCUUCACCAUGAUCUUCGUCACACUCUCUAUAGUCAUCACUGUAUUUGUUCUGAACGUCCACCAUCGUUCUCCAAGCACCCAUAAAAUGCCCCAUUGGGUCAAGUCAGUAUUUCUGGAUCUCAUCCCUCGCUGGCUUUUCAUUCGACGCCCAGAACCCGAUCAGAAGCACCAACGGUUGCGUGUUUUGCAGAAGAACAAGACUCCCAAUCUCAGCACAUUCAAUAGCUGGUUGCAGCAGGAAACAGAUGUAGAUGGAAGGGGCUUUCAGGACAUGGAUUUUGGAGUAAAGAUGGGUAUACCAUCCUCCAUUUCUUGCCCGUCUGCCACGUCUCUGCAUUUGUCUGAGCCUUUACUCCAGAAGUUGGAGCUUCAGCAGUUGGGAAACUUAGUGAACCUUUGCCAGCAUCCAGCAAAGCUAACAAACCUGGUGUCAGACCCUAGCAUAACCUUUUCACCUUGCGUCCUACAAGCUCUGGACGGGGUACGGUACAUCGCUGAUCACCUGCGUGCCGAGGAUGAAGACUUUUCAGUCAAGGAGGACUGGAAAUAUGUGGCGAUGGUGAUUGACCGUAUCUUCCUGUGGAUGUUCAUCAUUGUGUGCCUACUGGGGACAGUUGGUCUCUUCUUGCCUCCCUGGAUAUCAGGAAUGAUCUGACUGCUUUAGGAACCAAGAUACAGACCAAAAUCAAGAGCCACGAUAAAGAUUUCCUUGAUGGAAGCCAAGUACAUUGGACAUUUGAUAUAUGAAAAGAGGUGAUUUUAUUUAAUCUUUCUUUUACGUAACAACAGUAGAUAUCUGUUUGUUGUGGGUUUACUUGACACAGUUCAUUUUCACAACACAAGAAACAUGGCUCACUUCUCAUUGAAUACACUGACAUUUAACACUAUCUAACUGCACCCAAUCCCAGUCAUUUCCAUGCAUAAAGGCAAAGGCCUUCACAAGAGCAAUAUGCAAAAUUAACCUUUAGAAAAAGCUUAUGUGACCCUGACUGGUGGUAGUUCAAUUCCGUUUAGUCUCUACCAUUUAUCCAAAUGUUAAAUGAACCGUAGAUUACUUUUUGCACCGCUUUCAACAGCAAUUAUCUGCAAGGUCAGAAGGCAACUCUUAUUUAUUGCUAACUUUCCUCGUCUUUGAAAUGCAAUGCUUCUGAAAUUAGGAGGGUUGUGUCAUUAUGCAUGGCGGGUGUAUGAACUGUGUAGGUCACGGAUAAAAUAGGAACUGAAAGUUGCUUAAAUUACAUUUAUACUGUGAAAUUCUGCUUGCCUUUACAGAAAAAAACAACAACACAAGUUCUGACAAACUAGCUGCAAAUUUGCCAUGCGUUAUUUUCACAUGUACAUAAGCAUGUCAUUCACUGCAAAUGUUUGCCAGAAGUUUGCAGCUCUUCACCGGUAGUGGUGAACCAGAAGCAAACCUUUGGUAACAAUGGACAAUUUGCCACAAGUUUACCACAAAGCUUAUUUGCAUGUGAAAAUGAUCAGUGUUGAGUUUGUGGCAUUUUUGCAAGGGUGUCCGUUGAACUAAAAAGUAUUGUGCAAAAUUUCCCACUAAAGCCAAAAUCUUAGAUAGGAGAACCAUUUGUCUUCUAAAAUAAAGUAUAAGUCAUGACACAAAAAUGUCUUUAAUUGACUUUAUUAAUACAAAUGACCUUUUGUUCCAGUUAUAUCCCUUAUACUACUGUACAAUGUUCAUUUAAUUUAGAGUUUAAAUUUUAUUUAUGAAGUAUAGCGGACAUGAUGCCUUCAAUACAGGACUUUUGAGCACUUUGACCAUUUCGCCGUCUGUCCAAUGUCUUCGUUUUGACCAAAAUACUGGACGUCCAGGCGCCAUAUUUGAUUUUUGAUGGGUGUGAAACCUUGGCUGUGAGGGAUAGAUUUAGUCUCUUCAAUGGCAUGCACUGCAUAAAGUUCCAACAUCACAUCUAUUUUUCGUAAUGUUUUCUGGUGUUUUAUUCUUCAACACUUGAAAUAGUAGUACAGCCAAUUGAAGAGACAGUGUAAAGAAUAUCGAGCCUUUCCCUGCCAGCCCCGUUGUUAUUACCAUUAGAAAUUAAAAAUGCCGCUGCUGUGAAUAAGUAGGGAGUGUAGGGAAUAGAAAUGUGGAAAUAAAAAUGCAAAA